GGAGUGUACGUGUAGUGCUUCCUGUUUCGUCCCUUUCCCAUCGUCCUUUGCGGUGCUGGCUUCUCUCUCUUUCCGCCAUUGUGGAAGUUACUGGCUAACGUGUAGCCAUGUCUUCCCAUAAGACGUUCAAGAUCAAGCGGUUCCUCGCUAAGAAGCAGAAACAGAACCGGCCGAUUCCACAGUGGAUCCGCAUGAAAACUGGCAAUAAGAUCAGGUACAACUCCAAAAGGAGGCAUUGGAGGAGGACCAAACUGGGCCUGUAAACAGAAACAGCUACAACCCCAUGGAUGCGUUCAUCCUGUAUCAAGUCUUCAAGCCCUAGAAUGGCCCCUUCCAAUCAGCCCAACACAGCCUGAUUUUCAGGACUGAGCACCGUCAUGCGUCAUGAGGCUUUUUCUUUGCUAAAACCAUCAUUCUCACAUGGAGUUCUUGAAGGAAUUAAAACUGAAUAAUGGA
This is a messenger RNA of Varanus komodoensis (Komodo dragon), 456 nucleotides long. It is a transcript of the gene RPL39, whose product is annotated as ribosomal protein L39. The coding region runs from base 108 to 263 and encodes 51 amino acids. The transcript has 3 exons. Gene Ontology annotation, cellular component: cytosolic large ribosomal subunit; ribosome. NCBI's taxonomy places the organism in Eukaryota, Metazoa, Chordata, Lepidosauria, Squamata, Varanidae. Gene Ontology annotation, molecular function: structural constituent of ribosome. Gene Ontology annotation, biological process: translation. The record is from RefSeq and is a predicted model, not a curated record.